AUGUAUUCGUGUGGUUGCUAUAAUGGACAAAUACCUUCCAAUGGUAAAGUUACUCAAGCAAAUCUCGACUUACGAGGAAAGCUAUUUUUCGUUGUCGUGAGAUUAGAAAAUGGGGUACAAAUCGAUUUACCUGUACCUACAAUUCAGGAAAUUAGUGAAAGGUUUUUUUUCAGGAGAGCAAAAACUCGACCUGAUAAACCAGCCCGUCCUCCAAAUAAAUUCUUUAUAUUUCGUACCAUGUUUCAAGUGGCUAUUGACAACUUCAAACUUCAAGUUCCGAUUGUAUCCAGUCUUGCAAGUGAAGUUUGGCGAAAAUGCACUCCAGAAGUCAUUGAGAUAUUUACAAAGCUCUCGAAUAUCGCAAAAAUGGAACACGGGAAAAUAAAUCCUGGAUACGUUUAUAAGCCCAAUAAGACCAAAUCACAUUGUAAAAUAAAUCAAAAUCAACAAAAUACCUUAAUUUAUCCUUUAAGAAAACCAAUUAUGGAUGUUUCUCAGUGCUCGACGAUUACGCCCAUACGAACCGCACCUCCAAGAACAACAAACUCGUAUUCUUCAACUUUGGCUCUACAAACGAAUUCUUCUACAGCUGCUAACAAUUUCCAAGCAAUUUACCCUUCGCAAUAUCAAUCAAUUUAUUAUAUGUCUUCUAUAGGAACAAAAUAG
This is a messenger RNA of Funneliformis geosporum, 666 nucleotides long. The record is from the annotation of a GenBank genome assembly. NCBI's taxonomy places the organism in Eukaryota, Fungi, Glomeromycota, Glomeromycetes, Glomerales, Glomeraceae.